AUGGCUUUCGCGUCCCUCGUCACCUUCGUCGCUCUCGCCGCUGUCACCCGCGCCGCGCCCACCAGCGAGGCUGCCGUCUGCUCUGACGGCACUCGCGUGUCCAACAGCGCGUGCUGCGCGUUCAUUCCGCUCGCGCAGGAUCUUCAACAGACCAUCUUCCAGAACGAGUGCGGCGAAGAUGCUCACGAGGUCAUCCGGUUAACCUUCCACGACGCCAUUGCUAUCAGCCAGAGCCAAGGUCCCAGAGCAGGUGGCGGCGCUGACGGCUCCAUGCUCCUGUUCCCGACCGUCGAGCCCAACUUCGCUGCAAACAACGGCAUCGACGACUCUGUAAACAACCUGAUCCCAUUCCUCGCCAGGCACCCUACGAUCAGCGCCGGCGAUCUCGUUCAGUUCGCAGGCGCGGUCGCCCUCACCAACUGCCCUGGCGCACCCCAGCUCGAGUUCAUGGCCGGCCGCCCCAACCACACGAUCGCCGCCGUCGACGGCCUCAUCCCCGAGCCGCAGGACAGCGUCGACAAGAUUCUAGCCCGGUUUCAGGACGCAGGCAACUUCUCGCCCUUCGAGGUUGUUUCGCUCCUCGCCUCGCACAGCGUCGCUCGCGCUGACAAGGUCGACGAAACCAUCGACGCCGCGCCCUUCGACUCCACGCCUUUCGUUAUGGACACCCAGAUCUUCCUUGAGGUCCUCCUCAAGGGCACCGGCUUCCCUGGCUCUCCCAACAACACAGGCGAGGUCGCGUCGCCCCUCCCGCUGACCUCUGGCACCGACACCGGCGAGAUGCGCCUGCAGUCCGACUUCGCGCUCGCCCGCGAUUCGCGCACGGCCUGCUUCUGGCAAAGCUUUGUCAACCAGCAAGAGUUCAUGGCAGCCAGCUUCAAAUCCGCCAUGGCCAAACUUGCCGUCCUCGGCCACAACCGCAACUCGCUCAUCGACUGCUCCGAUGUCGUCCCCGCCGCCAGCACGGUCGCGGUUGCCCCCGCGUCGUUCCCCGCCACCCAAGGCCCGGCCGACCUCGAGAUCACCUGCACCGCACGCGCUUUCCCGACGCUCACCCAAGACCGUGGUGCGACUGAGACCCUCAUCCCUCACUGCCCCGAUGGCAGCGAAAACUGCACGUCUGUCCAGUUCGACGGCCCCGCUUAA
Messenger RNA from Punctularia strigosozonata HHB-11173 SS5, 1146 nucleotides. It is a transcript of the gene MnP8l, whose product is annotated as manganese peroxidase. Gene Ontology annotation, biological process: cellular response to oxidative stress; hydrogen peroxide catabolic process; response to reactive oxygen species. Lineage: Eukaryota; Fungi; Basidiomycota; Agaricomycetes; Corticiales; Punctulariaceae. Gene Ontology annotation, molecular function: peroxidase activity; heme binding. The record is from RefSeq and is a predicted model, not a curated record. The coding region runs from base 1 to 1146 and encodes 381 amino acids. The transcript is spliced from 5 exons.